AUGUCGAGCCCGAGCCUGCAUUACCUGCUCUCGAGCCUGCGGAGUCCGAUAUUCAACACGGCUGCCGUCACCUCGAACGCGCGCACGGGAGCCAAGUACCUGAAGCGCCGGCUGCGUGCCGACAACGCACUCCUGUACGCCGUGCAGAGCCCGACGAUGCGUGUGUUCGCCAACGACAAGAACUUCCGCGGCUGGGAGGGUCUUGCGCGCCCCGGAGACGACGGAUACGACACCCAGCUUCCCAUCGACAUGGUCGUGCCGCCGUCUACCGCCAAUGUGGAGUUUGUUGAGGUCCCGCGUGCCGCUCGCCCUGGUCCGUCGAACAUUACGAAGUACAGGUCGCACUGGAUCGAGGACGCAAACGAGUACGUCCGUUUCGACGUUUUGGACGGCAAGCGGGCCAACGGCAAGACGGCGCCGAAGAAGGGUGAGUUCGCAGAUGGCAGUGAGGGAGCUGUGACUCGGCGAGGGUCAGGACGACGCAGAGGGAAGGCAGACUCUGCUGCUCCACGGGGCAUCUUCCAUGUACCUGAAAGUUACCUUUGUUCUUUGCAGCUCCAGAAACCGUUGUGUCGAGCUAACAUCACAGGCGAGGGCAAGCGUGUUCUUGCGGGCAAGAAGAAGAAGUAA
Molecule: messenger RNA, 630 nt
Organism: Trichosporon asahii var. asahii CBS 2479
Lineage: Eukaryota; Fungi; Basidiomycota; Tremellomycetes; Trichosporonales; Trichosporonaceae
Exons: 1
Coding region: 1-630 (209 amino acids)
Source: RefSeq, a predicted model, not a curated record